Molecule: messenger RNA, 755 nt
Organism: Arabidopsis thaliana (thale cress)
Lineage: Eukaryota; Viridiplantae; Streptophyta; Magnoliopsida; Brassicales; Brassicaceae
Exons: 1
Coding region: 258-362 (34 amino acids)
Source: RefSeq, marked reviewed
AAAGAGAAGUCAGAGAGACGACUAUUCUUACUUCCUUUUGGAAUUUUUUUAUUUGUUGUUUAUCGAAAGAGAAGAAGACCAUUGUUGAAGAUAUCUCGCCGGCCUUGUGACGUGCUUUUUAGGUUAGUUUUUUUUCAGCAAUCUCUCUCUCGUUGAAUUUCUUCGAAUUGCAGAAGAUUUAUCCAAUCUUAUUUCGAGUAUAUUCAAACCUUAAUUUCAACGCUAAUGAAAAGUAUAAGAGGAAGAAGACAGAAGACAUGCUUACUCGCUGCGACGCGGUAGUAGAGGCGGUUUCCGGCGCCGGGAAUGUAACCAGUGCGGUGAUCGGGAGAUUCUGGUUUAUUUUUGUUUGUUGUUGCUGAAUUGGGUGUACCGUACCGGUUUAAUUCUGAACCGGUGGAAAUUCCGGUUUAGUCCAAGGAAAAUUUUGGAUAAACUAUGGUUUGUUGGGAAUUUAGUCAUCCGAUCUAUAGUUCUCUUUCGCUCCUUCUGGAUUGAUCAGAGUUUAGUUGAUUUGCUUGAAGAAGAUGAAGUUAUGAUUGAAGAUGAGCUCCGACCGUCGCAGAGGUGAAAUGCUGCUGCCCAAACUAAUUACUAUUGGGCCAUUUUUAGGCCCAUCAAAAUAGGACUGUCAAUAUGUAAUUUUCACAAAGUAAAAAACAAUCCUUUUAUGUCUUUUGGAAGUGAGAUUUAAAUUGGGUAUGUAAUUUUUCAGCGUAACAAAAACGACAAAAAAAAAAUAAUCAUGUUAUUUU